AUGGAGCUAACCGAGCCCAAAGAUUCGCCUGAGCUGGAUUCUGCUGCCUUUGCAGUACACUCCAUGCAUCUGGCAAUUUGUUUGUCAGCUUUUGGAUUCAACUCAUUCCUUCUUUACUUGUUGAGAAAAUGUUGUGCGUUUCAUGUCCAUAUGAAGAUUAUAAUGAUACAUCAAACAAUGGCAGUGAUGGCUGCAGAUGUCUAUUUAUUACUAAGAUCCACUCUGGGUCUAUGGCAAUCCUACGACACACCGAAGCCUGAUCCAUCAGUGAUCGUCGAUGACUCACAGUGUGCAUUCUCGGCAACAGUUCCGGAUUCGUUGUGCAUGUUGUUCAUAUGGUUUCCUUUUUUACUGGUUGUUGAGAGACUCUACGCUUCUCAGAAUUAUCAAAGCUACGAAAACAACGGAGCACCGAUUAUCUUCAAGGUCUUAUGUGGUGUGAUGUGGAUUCCAAUGAUUGCUGAAAUUCUGGCAUUCUCAUUCAGCCUGACUCUUCCAACAAAUCUCCAAGCUUGCCAGUACUCGCUUCUCAGUCAAUCCAAUAUUCAAAGAAAUGCAUGGUUUGUUAUCAUUGCAGUCUUCUCCGCGGUCUUUUCUUUGUUAUUCAAGCUUCUGGAAUUGAAGAACAAAAGAAUCGAGAAUCACAGCGUGCACAACGACUACGUCUUCAGUUGUCGCUAUCAACUCAGAGAGAAUAUCAGAACGUGCCGUUUUGCAUUCUCAUUGCUCCUACUCUAUUUUAUCUUCUUUUUCGUCUUCUUCGUUUUCGACAGAAACUACGAGGAUAAGGAUGAAUUACGAAUGAUUGCUGCUGCUCGAAGAGAAUAUCUCUUCCUCAUCUUCCCAAUGUUCUCUUUGAUCUACUCUUUCCACUUCCUCACCGCCAACAAUUCUCUGUUUGAGACUGCUAAAAAGGCUUUGCAUCUCUACUAUCACGAGGAGCAUGGUAUGUUUUAG
Molecule: messenger RNA, 957 nt
Organism: Caenorhabditis briggsae
Lineage: Eukaryota; Metazoa; Nematoda; Chromadorea; Rhabditida; Rhabditidae
Exons: 5
Coding region: 1-957 (318 amino acids)
Source: RefSeq, a predicted model, not a curated record